ACCUGCAGUUACGUGUGGCAGGAGCCAGAGAGGCUGGAGUGGCGGGAUGGGCGGGAGGCGGGCAGAAAGUUGGAGUAAGCAGGAAGUGAGUUGAAGCUGUGGCUGCCUCGGGUGGAAACAGACUAGGCGAGGUCUGCUUUGAGAGGCCCAAGUGCUCCGAGACAUGGAGGAGGCCAGCGGGGGUGCCGGAAAUGACCGCGUCAGGAACCUGCAGAGUGAGGUGGAGGGAGUCAAGAACAUCAUGACCCAGAAUGUGGAGCGGAUCUUGGCCCGAGGGGAAAACUUGGACCAUCUCCGAAACAAGACAGAGGACUUGGAAGCCACGUCUGAACACUUCAAGACAACAUCGCAGAAGGUGGCCCGGAAGUUCUGGUGGAAGAAUGUGAAGAUGAUUGUCAUCAUCUGUGUAAUUGUUUGCAUCAUCAUCAUCUUCAUCAUCCUCUUUGCCACUGGCACCAUCCCCACUUAAGGGUCCCUUUCGUCCCGCCCUACUCUUCAGGAGUGACCUUCCCUCCCUAAUGUGUGCCAAGAGGGGCCC
Messenger RNA from Acomys russatus (golden spiny mouse), 538 nucleotides. It is a transcript of the gene Vamp8, whose product is annotated as vesicle associated membrane protein 8. The transcript has 3 exons. Gene Ontology annotation, biological process: vesicle fusion; vesicle-mediated transport; SNARE complex assembly. NCBI's taxonomy places the organism in Eukaryota, Metazoa, Chordata, Mammalia, Rodentia, Muridae. Bases 164 to 469 code for a protein of 101 amino acids. Gene Ontology annotation, cellular component: plasma membrane; SNARE complex. The record is from RefSeq and is a predicted model, not a curated record. Gene Ontology annotation, molecular function: syntaxin binding; SNAP receptor activity.